GGGGCGGCUGUGUGUCGGGUGUUCACAGCAAGAAAUGGCUUAUUAGGAAAUGAUUCCUCUUAGCUAAUGGUUUGGAGAGAGACGCAGAUGUCAUUUGGCCGGGUAGCAGCACCUCCCAGAGCCAGAACAUCCUUUUCAGUGUAACGCAGCGCUGAGUGAGAGCAUGACUGCUCUCUCCGUUCUCUCUCUCUUUCUGUCUUGUUGCCCACUGCCACUUUCUUUCUUUUUUUUUUUUUUUCCAUCAGCUCCUCCCGCUCCCACUCCCUCUCCUCACUCGCUCUCCUUGCAUCCUCUCCAUCCUCCUCUUCUCGGAUGGUGUCCCACUUGCAGAGAUAUGAUCAGUUACAAACGGCGGCAGCACAAGCAGCAUCACCGAGAUCUCAGACUCUUAGCUGACUCCAGUACCAGGCUCAGCAGGUGUCCCCUCGACAUAUCCGACGCCAGGGGCUUAAUAGUACAAGGUGCAGCCGGAGGUGUGACACUGUCCCAGCUCGCGACACAUUGAUUCGCACAGGAUUAAGCCACUGGAUGGUGCUUGAGGUGGAGGACCUGAUACAUCUGAUUUACCCCGCCUGUCAGACUUAACGUCUUUGGAGGCCUCGUCUGCCUUGCCAGUGAAGCCACAGAAGGGCUGCUCCCUAACUGAACUGACAACAUUGCCCAAAGGGAUGACUGGAAAUCAUCUUGAUCAGGAGUAAGAGAGGACGCAAUGGGCUGGACUAUGACUUUAAAGGAUGACUUUGGGGUCAUUGUCUGGGCACGGGGAACUGGGAAACGCCUCUGUUUCUUCGUCCUCUGCUCGGUCUUACUCAUCCAUGUGCGAUCUGAUAUUGUCUUUCAUAUGGAUCAUCAGUUCACAUGGAAAACAGGCCAGUGGGGUCAUUGUAUGGGUGAAGAUUGCGGUUCCGGCGGAGUUCAAACCAGGACCGUCUGGUGUGUCCACACGGAAGGCUGGACCACCCACCGCUCUCACUGCAACCACAUGGACAAACCCGAGAGUCGGCGGCAUUGCUUUAAGGUGUGUGACUGGCACCAGGACCUCUUUGAGUGGGAGCUGUCCGCCUGGGAGGGCUGUGUUCUCGUACCUUUUUUUUCCAACGAGCUCAAGCUACGGACCACGGAGUGCAUUACAGCUCAGCAUGGGAUCCAGAGACGCAAAGUGCAAUGUCUGCGCACUUCAAACCGCACCGCGGUCACUUCGAGGAUAUGUGACUUCUUUUCCCAGAGACCACCAGUGGAGCAGGCAUGUCUCAUCCCCUGCCCGCAGGACUGCGUCGUUUCGGAUUUCACCUCAUGGUCGGGUUGUAGUAGGACAUGCGGCAGCGGCCUGCAGCAUCGGACUAGACAUGUUCUGACCACGCCUAUGUACGGCGGCGCCAACUGUCCAAACCUGACCAAAACCAGGACUUGUUCUGGGUCUGUCGACUGCCCUGCCGGGGAGGAUGAGUACCAGUAUAGCCUUAAAGUAGGAGCCUGGAGCGAAUGUAGGCUCCCUCAUCACAAAGAUGACCUAUUGAACGGUCGGACCAUUGUGGAUUUCAGUAGUAACAAGGAGAACAAUACAGUCAUGCUGCCCAGACAUGACUCCCUUGACCGUCAACACCAUCACGACCAUCGUCACCAUCGCAAAUACCACAUGUCGUGGGAGCUGGAGGUGGGAUACCAGACGCGGCAAAUCCGUUGCACACGCAGUGAUGGGAAGAACGCAAUGAUGAGCCUCUGCGCCAAGUACAACUCUCCCGUGACCUACCAAGCCUGCGUGAUGCCCAAAGACUGUCACACCUCUGAUUGGCUUUCAUGGAGUCCCUGCUCGAAGACCUGCCGAUCUACCGACCUAUCUCCCGGGUACCGUCUGCGGUCACGAGUCGUAACACGGAUCCCACUGAGCGGGGGCAAUAAAUGUCCUGUCCUUGAGGAAAAGGAAGCUUGCAACAUUAUCGGGGAUUUGCUUCCAUCCUGUCCGAGGUAUGAGUGGAGGACCACCGACUGGAAUGAAUGCUUGGUUUCCUCUUUACUGAGCAAACUUGACCGGCGCUUGGCUAACAUCAGUAGUCUCUGCGGAGGUGGGGUGCAUACCAGAAAGACAUACUGCGCUCAAGUUCUUGAUGACUCAACUCCAGAUCACAGGAAAGAUGUGUCCAGGCCUGUGACUGCCAGACUGUGUGCGGGUCAAGAAGCCCCCCCGGCGGUCAAGAACUGCUCCAUUCCCUGCCAACAUCGCUGCCUGCUCUCCCACUGGUCAUCCUGGGGCACCUGCGUACAUGACAGCUGUGAAGAUCCACAGGGGAAGAAAGGUUUUAUACAAAGGAGAAGAGAGGUGCUGUGGGCAUCCAGCAGCAGUCCACUGGAUGUCUGCCCUCAUCUGGUGGAAUCCAUCCCCUGCGAGGAUCCAGCUUGCUACCUGUGGCAAAUACAGCAAGGCGAAUGUACACCCAACAAAAGCACUUGUGGUCCUGGAACUUCGGUCCAAAGUGCAAAGUGCAUCAGUGCUGAAGGCGAGGAUGUGCCCACGACGUACUGCACGGAAAACCCUCCACCGACGCAGGCGCCUUGCGAGGUGGUUUGUCCUGCCGACUGCGUUCUUAGCCUCUGGUCCUCCUGGUCCCCCUGCUCACACAGUUGUGCUUCGAAAACAGCAGAGGGUCGACAAAGUCGCACUCGUACUGUCUUGGCCCUCCCUGGAAAAGUAGGGCUAAAUGCUGGAGUCCAUUGUAAAUGUUUGUCCCUUAGUCAAGGCCAAACCGGGAACAGAAUGUUCCCAAGAUGUAAAGUGUCAAGGGCACAAAGAGAACACAUAGAUGGGAAAGAGUGUCCAGGAGCUCCAGCUUUGGAGGAGUGGAGAGUUUGCAAUGACCAUCCCUGCUUGGUUUUCUAUUGGGAGGCUUCAAUAUGGGGGCCCUGCAUUAAUGAUAGUGCGGAUUACAACCGAACUUACUUCCGGAAUGGCACCGCCACUUGUGCUAUGGGAGUCCAAAUUCGUAAAGUCACUUGCAUGAAGAUGGUGAAUGGUGGAUCUGUUGUCAGCAAAAGAUGCCCAGAUUCUGCUCGUCCGGUAGCGAUCCGGCCCUGUGUUCUUCCCUGCGUGAAAGACUGCAUUGUGACACCCUUCAGUGAAUGGACGGCCUGCCCAUCAACCUGCAUGCCAGAAAAUGCUACUUCUGCCACACAGUCUCGGUACCGGACUAUCAUUCAGAAGUCUGCUAAUGGAGGCCAAGAGUGCCCUGACACUCUUUAUGAAGAGAGGGACUGUGAAUCACUCCGGUCAUGUCCAAUUUACAGGUGGAGGAUACACAAAUGGCACGCCUGUACCUUGGUUCCUGAAUCCAUCCAACGUAGCUUAUCUGGAAAAGCAGAAUCCUGCGGAAACGGCUUGGAAACAAGAGGACUCAGUUGCGUCGGGGAGGAUGAUGAGGCGGCCAAUUUGACAGAGUGCCUGCGCUGGGCCACCGGUCCUUUGCCUACUCAGAUCCGAGCGUGUCGAGUGCCAUGCAAGGAUGACUGCACUCUAACGGCUUGGUCCAAGUUCUCCGAGUGCACGGGAUGUGGCGGCUUCCAAAGUCGCAAGCGCUCACUCACAGGUCGCAGCAAAAAGAAGGAACAUUGCCUGAAUGAGGCGUUAUAUCCUCUCGAAGAGAAAGAGCCUUGUCCCUGUGAGGAGUACUUGUCCCAACCUUUCGGGAACUGGUCUGAUUGCAUCCUCCGCGAACCUUCCACUCCGGGGUCGCUGCACAUUUGGAUGAGCCACCAGGAAGUAAAGGAGUGUGGUCAGGGUCUACGUUACAGAGCUGUGGCCUGCAUCGAUCAGCAAGAACGCCUGGUCCAGCCGACGCUGUGUACAGAGACCGGCUACACGGUGGAGUUGUGCCACAUCCCGUGCCCCCUCGACUGUAAGCUCAGCGAUUGGUCGGCGUGGUCGCCCUGCAGUUCAUCAUGCGGCCCCGGGCUGAAGGUCAGAUCCAAGUGGCUGAGGGAGAAGGCUUUUAACGGGGGCCGUCCGUGUCCCAAAUUGGAUCUGAAGAACCAGGUAAAUGAAGCAGUGCCAUGCCACAGCGAGUGCAGCAAAUAUCAAUGGAAGAUCGAGCCCUGGUCCAUUUGCACCAUCAACACUGUGGGCGACUCGCCAUCCUGUGGGGAGGGAGUCCAAAGCCGCAAGAUCAGGUGUGUGAAGACAGGAACAAGCGGGGAGGUCAGUACUGUGGAGGACAGUCAAUGUGAUCAAGAAGAAAUGCCGCCCAGAGCCCAAGUCUGCUUUCUGGCCUGUCACAACGACUGCGUCUUAUCACCCUGGGAACCUUGGAGCAACUGCCCGCUGCAGUGUGACCGAGGUUCAGAGAGAAACCGGAGCAGACAUAUCCUCCGCCUCCCUGCCGUGGGAAGUGCAACCUGUCCGGAAAUUGUGCAGUCAGAAAGUUGUAUCCUCAACAGCUCCUGUUUCACUUAUCAAUAUCGCGUCUCAGAAUGGAGUACAUGUCGGCUGAGUGAAAAUGCCAUCUGUGGCGGAGGUGUCAGGCAACGACUUCUCGACUGCAGCCGCAGCGAUGGGAAGAUUGUGGACUUGCAAAAGUGUGAGCAGCUUGGACUGAUCAAGGACUGGAAGUUGGUGGAGAGCUGCGUGGUCGACUGUCCGGUCAGCUGUGUCCUUUCUGAUUGGUCGCCAUGGGGACAAUGCUCGCAUACCUGUGGCAGCCAAGGGCAAUCCGUGCGAACUCGGAGAACGUUGCGGGAGGCUCACGAGGAAGGUCGGCCUUGUCCCAACCAGCUCAUCCAGACAAGGCCAUGUCCCAUAAGUCCUUGCUACAUGUGGCUGCUCAGCGACUGGUCCCCGUGUGCCAUAGAGGGCGCAGACUGUGGCGAGGGGCUUCGGAGAAGAAACCUAUCGUGUGUCACUCACAAGGGCAACCCCACCGUGUCUCCUCCUCUGCCAGUGGCAGAGAAAUUUUGUGGUGAGAAACUGAGGCAGGAAAUCCAACAGGAUGUGGAGCAGCCCUGCUUUGUUCCCUGUCAAGGUGACUGCCAUUUGGCUGAAUGGUCAUCUUGGAGCUCUUGCCAAUUGACUUGUGUGGAGGGGCGGAGCUUUGAAAGCACAGGACGCCAAACCCGUUCCAGAGCGGUGAUCAUUCAAGUCACCGAGAACCAAGACAGUUGCCCACAGCAAGUCUUUGAGACACAGCCAUGUAAAGGAGGCCAGUGCUACAGUUACCAGUGGAGAACAGGAGAAUGGAACAAUAAUGAGAGAGCAGUGUGGUGUCAGCGUUCAGAUGGUGUAAUUGUCACAGGGGGGUGUUUCCCGCAAAAAAGACCGAGCAUGAUUCGGCACUGCCAUCCACCGUGCACCAAGCCCUUCUCACACUGCACGUCGAGUGGGGUAUGUGGUUGUGAGAAGGGUUACACCGAAGUGAUGACCACCCACGGCUUCCUGGACUACUGUACUCGAACACCGGGCGCAGACACCAAUAAGAAAGCUGACGUGAAAACCAACUCGGGAAGAUUAAAACCAUCCCGGGCCCGAGACCGUCUCACAGAGUGGACCUUACGACCCGUGGGCCCAGAUGGAGGAGUAAAGCUGUGGGUUUACGCCGUGACUGUGGUUGGAUUCAUCUUAAUACUCUUCAUUAUUGCAUUCUCGUUCCUGGUCUGUAAACCAGCCAAAAUGACGACACCUCCGCCACAGAAGCCUUUGACCCUGGCCUAUGACGGUGACAUAGAUAUGUAACCACAUUGGUGUUCUCCAUACGAAUGGCCUCCACCGCCUUUUGGCCGGACUCAUUCAGGCGGUACGAACGGACCGAGGUACUCCGACAGAGUCGCACAAAUAACAAUCGCUGUUGAAUGACACACUCACACAUAGUAAAUUGCUCCUUGAAAGAAGAGCCUGAGAAGUCAAAGUUGCAACAUGGAGGCAGCGCUGCAGGCUGGCUUGCAAACCUGAAAUCAUCACAGCUUGCAAAAGCUGAAUCAUUUUUAGUUUUAUUUUAUGGUCGUGUAUAUGUUUGCUAAAAAUCAGAAGGACCAAACGAAGAUGUGGUUGUCUCUUAAUGGACAUAUUAAAAAUUCAUGACAUACAGAGACUGAACAUGGAACACUUUUCUCAUCCUCGUUGGAAAUUUAUCAAGGAAAUGUCCACUUUUUUUGUGUAACCAGCCUUUUUUCGGAGAAUAAACAAACAAAAAAAAUGCUUUUAUGCACUACAUUAGUGCUGAUUCACGAUUCCCUUUCCUUUGAAAUGACUUUUAUAGUGUUUGAAAUGUUUAUGCAAGUCGUUGCUGUUGGAUUGUACUUUGUUGACGAUGCCAUACUGUAUGUUGUGUAGACGUGGAAACCAAAAGCAGGCUUGCCUCCAGUUUAACAAUUCUCAUUUUUCCUACGCAAAUGUCAUUAGAAGCCGAUAAAAGUGAACAUCAUUUCAGUGGGAUUGCUGAAUGUCACGUGAACUUAGAUCAUACAAAAGGUAUAGGAAUGUCAGGAAGAGAAAGAUACACAGUUUGGAAUUCUUUGGGUAAUGACAUGAUGGGUCAUCAUUUUGCCUUUCUACUCCCCCACAAUUGAUAUGAAAUAAAACAAUCACUUUGCAAAUAGAGCAAAGGCUUUCAGCUAGAUUUUGAGAUUUUCCACAUAUAUUCAAGCUGUCAACCUUCAAAGAGUCUUUCUUUUCUUUCAUAUUUAGUUUGCUCAGCUGUACUGAGAAGCAGAAGAAUGCAAUUCUUCUUCAAGGAUUUGGGGGCGGGGGGGGGGUCUCUUAAAGUUUUUUUGUGUGUCAUUAUUGCUCAAAUAAUAGAUUGUACUUGUAUAAAAAUAAACAAAAGAACAAAGUUGGAAAUCACAAAUUACUCGUUUGUUCAUUUCCGGACCAACUUUUGGAUCUAAUUUGAUUUGCGAGAAACCACCGCGCCCGACAACCAACCAACCAAUCAGCGACAAAAAAGGGUAACUGACAAGGCCUCAAUCAUUUCUCAUUUACACCUCGAAGCCUCAUGCCAGUAUUUUCCUAGUUGCACAUAAAAUAUACAGUUUGAACUAAAUGACAAACGCUAACUCCGCUAAUAAAGGGUAAAUAUAUAUUUUUUAAUCCCUUUUUUUUUUUAAAUCUUCUCGCAGCUUGAUUGUUUUAGUUCAAACUCGUAUUAGUAAAGGCAAAAUCAUGAACACUGUUGUCCAAAUUCAAUUUUCCAUUCACCUAUUUAGUUCUCUUUUUAUUACAAGUUAUCUUAUUCCUCAUCAUGCACAAGCAAGUAUUCUUUGCUAGGUGACACGAAGGACAAUUAAAAACCAAAUAUUUGAAAGCACAAAUGAAGUCAUUUAUUUUCUGUAUAUCUGCUUUUAUUCUCAUAUCCACCAUUUGCUUAUGCAAAAAAAAAAAGAAGUUUACCACCAAACUAUCAUCUCGAUGGAUCCUGCAAUCAAGAUCAACUCCUACAUUUCCAACCUUUAGUGCAUUAUUCAUAUGACGGAAUGGAUUAUUGAGUGAUAGUAGGCAGCUGACAACAGUGUACCCUACCUUUUUUUUUUUUUUCCUCCUGCCUCCACAAAUUGAAUAUUUGCUCUGGUGUUACCUGACCUCCUUCUGAAUGUAUUACCGGUAACUAUCACCCGUGGUUGUUACUCGAUGUAGCAAUUGUAUUUCAGCAGCUGAUUGUGCGCAGGUAAGCUUGAUGUAUUCUGAAACAGAAAUGCUCAAAGUGGCCUUGAAAAAAAUGCUCUGUUUUAAUAGUUGUGACAAGUUCAAAAGAUGCAGUCAUGAAAUUGGAUCAAACUGUGAACUAUGGAUCAUUUCUAAAGACCAUGAACAUAUCAACUUUGCUGGCAUUUCAUUAUUUCUCCUGAUUAUAGAUUGGCUUGUGCCCCUUAUUGUUUUUCAAAUAUCAUGCUAUUUGUGUUACUAUUGUGUGUAUUGGAGAUCUGAACACUGAUGCAAAUAAAUUGUG
Molecule: messenger RNA, 7922 nt
Organism: Syngnathus typhle (broad-nosed pipefish)
Lineage: Eukaryota; Metazoa; Chordata; Actinopteri; Syngnathiformes; Syngnathidae
Gene: thsd7ba
Product: thrombospondin, type I, domain containing 7Ba
Exons: 30
Coding region: 710-5713 (1667 amino acids)
Biological process (GO): actin cytoskeleton organization
Cellular component (GO): plasma membrane
Source: RefSeq, a predicted model, not a curated record